Pseudomassariella vexata is the source of this 252-nucleotide messenger RNA. Its product is annotated as transcription factor TFIIH complex subunit Tfb5-domain-containing protein. Gene Ontology annotation, biological process: transcription by RNA polymerase II; nucleotide-excision repair, preincision complex assembly; nucleotide-excision repair. NCBI's taxonomy places the organism in Eukaryota, Fungi, Ascomycota, Sordariomycetes, Amphisphaeriales, Pseudomassariaceae. The transcript has 3 exons. Bases 1 to 252 code for a protein of 83 amino acids. The record is from RefSeq and is a predicted model, not a curated record. Gene Ontology annotation, cellular component: transcription factor TFIIH holo complex; transcription factor TFIIH core complex.
AUGCCGCGCGCCAUUCGAGGCGUGCUCAUCGAGUGCGAUCCCUCGAUUAAGUCCAUCAUCAUGAACAUCAACGAGAGCGAGGCCAACGCAUACGUUAUCGAGGAUCUUGACGACUCCCACCUGGUUGUCCAGGAGAGCAAGGUGCAGGACCUGAAGCGAAGGCUCGACGACCAUCUCAAGGAGACCAUUCCGGAGAUCGAUAGAGACUCGGAUUCGGAUCGCGAUGUCAAGCAGGACAAGAAGGGCUGGUAG